AUGGUUGUGCUCCUCGAUAAACAUAAUGCAGAAGCAUAUUGCCUACAGGCAGCCCUGCCGCGGAGGCACCAGAGAAACCGAGGUGACUCCCGCCCCGCAGCGGUGCUCCUGAGCCGCCCAAAGAAGCACGGCGCGAGCAGCCCCGCCUCGCGCUCAGCCCGCGCGCCCCGCCGGGGAACGAGGGCGGGAAACCGAAGGGGCAGCGAACGCCACCUCGAGUCACGCCGCCUCCUCUCGCGAGAGCCGCGCCGCCCUGGCAACGGCGGGCCGCUGCGGCCAUGGAGGAGGAAGAGGAGGCGGCGGCGGCGGGUUCUGAGGCGUCGGUCUACCUGCCAGAAAAUUACUAUCACAGACUACGCUAAGGACGAUUAUCAGUACGAAGAGGUGUCAGCAGAUGAUGAAUUUAGUCUUCAGGAAGGUGACGAAGAUCUGUCUGAGGCUCUGCAGGCUGUUCAAAAGCAAGCUGAAGAUGCUCACAUCUUAGCUUCCAAAUCAGUUCUGACUUCAGAGAAAUCAGUGUCUGAAAUACCUGAAGCGAUGGAUGACUUCUUCUGCAAUUUUCUGGCUGGUCUGGGUAUGUCCAGAACCCUUGACUGCUUCCAAACUGAAUGGUACGAACUCGUAGAGAGAGGUGUGUUCACAGCCAAAGACGUUGGGUUUGUGCCAACUGUGUAUACCUGCAACCAGCAGCUCAAGGCUGAGAAUAUGCGUUUGAAGGAAGAUUUGGACAACUUUAAACGUGCUGCUAACAAAGCAAAAGAGGCUUUCCUAAAAAUGCAGAAAGAACGUGACUUCCAUAGGAUGCACCAUAAGCGAGUGGUCCAGGAGAAAAACAGGCUUAUAUGUGACAUUAAAAGGCUGAAGGCACAUUAUGCUUCAUACGAACCAGUGCUGAAGGAACUGACUGAGAAAUACCAGUCUGCGCUGAGGCAGAAGAUGUUAACUAGUUUGGAGAGAGACAGAGCAGUUGGGCAGGUUGCAGGUUUACAAGCUAUAUUACAUAAUUUAGAGUCUGGAUGUGCAAUUCAGAUUCCUGCAAAAGAAGCUGGCCAUGAAUGUGAAAGGAAGAAGGGUUUGGAAGGUUCCACUCAGAAAGCUCUUCAGGAGGCAAGGCAGCAAAAAAUGCUUGAUGCUGAUCCAGUUAAAGAUUCAGAGAAGAAGAGAUAUCCAAAGGAUUCGGAGUUCCCUGCUGACACUCAAGUGGACUCAUACCUUGCUCAUGCCAAAGAGUACAGUCGACUCCUGAAACAUGGAGCGUAUAAACUGGAAAAAACUUUAAAACUGCACGUCUCAGCAGUGAGCUGCUUGGCCGCACAUCCCCUGAAAGACAUGGUAGUCACUGGCAGUGAUGACCACCUCUGGAAAAUGUGGACUUUUCCUGAUGGGGACAUCAUCGUGGUGGGUGAAGGUCACACUGAUUGGGUUUCAGGCUGCUGCUUCCAUCCAAGUGGCACUCAGUUGAUCACUUCGAGUGGGGAUACAACAGUACGGAUAUGGGACCUCUCAAAAGGGGAAUGCGUUCUGACUUUCAAAGGACAUGCCCAAGCUGUAUGGGACUGCUCGUGGCAUUCGUGUGGUGAUUUUGUGGCUUCUGCCUCUAAGGACAGCACAAGUAAAAUAUGGGAUGUCAACAGUGAGAGAUGCAGAUAUACCAUGCGUGGCCAUAAAGAAUCAGUCAGUAGCAUUGAAUUUCUUCCAUUCUCCAACACUGUUCUCACAAGCUCUGCUGACAAGACUUUAUCUCUCUGGGAUGCCAGAACGGGUCUCCGUGUUUGUACGUUCUAUGGUCACCUGCACUCCUGCAAUCAUGCUACAUUCAGCCUGGAGAGCAACACGAUUGCUUCCUGUGAUUCCUGUGGUGUGCUGAAGCUGUGGGACGUGCGGCAGGCGGUCCCCAUCCUGUCUGUGGAUACAGGUCCCCUUUCCGCCAACCAGGUUGCCUUCAAUCACUCUGGUCGCACCGUGGCCGUGGCGAGCAGUGAUGGGGCUGUGAAGAUUGUGCAGCCAGAGCUGGACCAGCUCCAUAGCCUGCGGGGCCAGGGUGAGACAGAAGUGCAGAGCGUGGCCUUCCAUCGCCCGGUGGAGCAGCUGCUCUCGGGGGCUGCCGACGGCACUGUCUGUGUCUGGAUCUAAGGAUGAGCCUCAAGGUGUUUCGUGGAAAGAACAGCGUAGCAGCGAUGGUGAAGCGUUUCCAUAGUUAAUGUUUUCAGGGGGCAUAGUUGCUCGAGAGGAAUGUUACCCUGUGUUUUAACCCAAUAAAAGCCCCGCUUUGGCUUUCUUUACGCUGU
Meleagris gallopavo (turkey) is the source of this 2288-nucleotide messenger RNA. It is a transcript of the gene SPAG16, whose product is annotated as sperm associated antigen 16. The record is from RefSeq and is a predicted model, not a curated record. Gene Ontology annotation, cellular component: axonemal central apparatus. NCBI's taxonomy places the organism in Eukaryota, Metazoa, Chordata, Aves, Galliformes, Phasianidae. Gene Ontology annotation, biological process: axoneme assembly. Gene Ontology annotation, molecular function: protein binding.